UAAGUCGUGUCAUACUCGCAGCUCGACGCUCGGCGCUUGACUGACUGAGAACUGAGUCGCGUAGAGAUCUCCUCGCGGUGCGUCCGACAACCGUUUGUUUGCCUUGCGUAGCGGUGAAUAAGUGGUGAGUGUGGUGUUUUUCAGCCUACACAGAUUCACUUCAGAACAUUAUUGGCUUAAUUCUUUCAACAAUGUCUUCAACCAUAACUUGCGGUAUUUUAACAGUUAGCGAUUCAUGUUUUAAAAAGGAAAAAGAAGAUACUUCCGGCAGAGAAUUAGAGCGCGCUUUCCGGGAAACUUUUCCCACUUUGAAAAUCACCCACACAGACAUAAUUCCUGAUGAUCGGGACCAAAUAAUCAAUAAACUCAACAAGUGGGUGGAAGAAAAAUGCAACAUCAUUUUGACAACUGGCGGAACUGGAUUUUCUCCGAGAGACGUAACCCCGGAAGCAACACGAUCUGUGAUCGAAAAGGAAGCACCGGGGAUUGCUUACGCCAUGAUCACAAAAAGUCUAGCCAUCACUCCUAUGGCGAUGCUUUCACGAGCUAUAGCCGGCAUCAAAGCCAAUUCAUUGAUCGUGAACCUCCCAGGGAGUGCAAAGGGGGCAGUUGAGUGUUUUUCUUUCAUUCAGGAAUGUAUCCCCCACGCUGUAGCGCUAAUAACAGAUAAUACAGAAGCAGUAACUAAAAAACACAGAGAAGUUCAGAAGAGGGUGAGGUUUAUCGACGGUUGUGGUUCGAGUAAAGUUGUUACAGACAAUGUGGCGGAAAGGCCGAGAGAAUCUACUUAUGCUAUGCUUGAAGUAGCUGAAGCGUUAGAGCUGAUUUUGAAGGAAAGUGAAAUUUCUGUCAAGAAAGAACGAAUAGCGAUAGAAAAUGCGCUUUUCAGAGUGUUGGCAGAAGACGUGUUGUCUUUUGAUGACGUUCCACCAUUUGAUGCUUCCAUUAAGGACGGAUACGCUGUUCUUGCAGCUGAUGGUGAUGGACCUCGGAGGGUUCGAACUGCCUUAGGAGCUGGAGAUGCUCCCAACACUUCUCCUUUGCAACCUGGUGAAGCGAUCCGUAUUGGGACCGGCGCUCCCAUCCCCCCAGGAGCUGAUGCAGUCAUUCAAGUAGAAGAUACGAGCGUUUUGAAGAAAAACAAAGGGGAAGAAAUUGAAAUUAAUGUUAACAAAGCUCCGGUCAAGGGUCAAGAUAUUAGACGUAUGGGCUGUGAUGUUGCUAAAAAUACAGUCGUUUUGAUGAACGGCGAACGUUUAAAAGCUCCACAUGUUGGAGUUUUGGCAGCUGUGGGAAAAUCAACAGUUACAGUCCACAAGCCAGUCUCCGUUGGAAUUUUUACAACAGGGAAUGAAUUGAAAGAGCAUUACGAGGAGUUACAACCUGGCCAAAUUCGUGACAGUAACAGACUGGCUUUAAUUAAUCUUCUAAAGGAAUAUCAUUACGACUGUGACGAUUACGGAAUAAUUAGAGAUGAUCCGGAUACCAUCAAAAAGGCUAUCGCGACCGCUUUGACUAUCGAUGAUAUCCUGAUUACAACAGGUGGAGUGUCGAUGGGGGAAUUUGACUUUAUAAAGAGAGUAUUAAUUGAGGACUUUAACGCGACUAUUCAUUUCGGUCGUGUCAACAUGAAACCAGGUAAACCCACAACGUUUGCCACUUUAAUGUACGAAGGUGAAAAGAAGAUUGUUUUCGGAUUACCAGGAAAUCCGGUGUCGGCUAGUGUAACAUGUUUACUGUUUGUAAUUCCACUCUUACGUCACUUGGAAGGUGCCAAUGUGUGGCAGUGGCCGACCAUCCCCUAUGUUGUGUCCGUUAAAAAACAAAGCACUGAUGCUCGACCUGAGUAUGUGAGAGCAGUGGUGUCUUACGUCAAUGGGAAAAUUGUGGCUGAGCCUAAUGGGGGGCAAAUUAGCAGUCGAUUGAACAGCUUAGUCGGCGCUAAUGGCUUAAUUUUAAUGCCGCCGUCGAUGAUUCCCACGAGGGAGUACCUUUCGCAUAUUAUUCUUAUUGGAAAUCUCCAAACAUAGGCUAAAAUUCCAUCCUCACAAUUUUGUCGAGGGAACUGUUUUUUCACAUUAUUUCAUUUUUACAAUGAUUUUCUCUUAUUUUGAUUGAUUUUUUCGAAUACACUGUUUCUGCAUA
This is a messenger RNA of Tribolium madens (black flour beetle), 2145 nucleotides long. RefSeq names its product gephyrin (gene cin). Gene Ontology annotation, cellular component: dendrite; postsynaptic membrane; postsynaptic specialization. The record is from RefSeq and is a predicted model, not a curated record. Gene Ontology annotation, biological process: glycine receptor clustering; Mo-molybdopterin cofactor biosynthetic process; gamma-aminobutyric acid receptor clustering. The transcript has 9 exons. Lineage: Eukaryota; Metazoa; Arthropoda; Insecta; Coleoptera; Tenebrionidae. Gene Ontology annotation, molecular function: molybdopterin molybdotransferase activity. Bases 192 to 2030 code for a protein of 612 amino acids.